AUGGGUCAACUUCUCUCUCAUCCCAUAGAGGAUAAGGAGUUAGACUACCAAAGUCACGAUACCCUUUCGUACUGUAUUGGCUCAAUGCAAGGCUACAGGAUGACGAUGGAGGACGCUCACGACGUGCGAAUCAACGAAGACGAGAGUUUGGCUGUUUUCGGGGUCUUUGACGGCCACGGAGGCAAAACUUGCUCAGACUAUUUGGCAGACCACUUGGUCAAAUAUAUCUUCAAACAUCUCAAUUGCCGUCCAGAUAAAUCGCCGCUUGUAUUAGCCGACUAUCUUCGUAUCAUCAAAGACUCGUUUUUCAAGAUCGACCACGACUUGCUGCUGAUGCCGAACUUGGUUAACUGUGGUCUGACAGGUAUCGUGCUGACAAUCGUAAGAGACAAGUAUAUUGUAGUAGCCAACACUGGUGAUUCGCGUUGUAUUCUUUCUAUAGAUGGCCACGCUAAGACAUUGUCAUAUGACCACAAGCCUGUCAUCAUGAAUGAGCGUAUACGGGUAGAAAACAGUAACGGCUACAUUCUCAAUAAUCGUAUCAACGAGAUUCUAGCCUUGUCGCGUGCUUUCGGUGAUUUCAAGUUCAAAUUAUCGUUUAUCGAGACUUCGCGUAACAAGUAUAUCAACCAGAACAAGCUGCAUUUCAAAAACCAUCUCGUGCACUUGCCGCCGGAACUCUUCCAGGUCACUGUAGAGCCUGAUUUGUUGGUGUAUGACUUGCAGAAUGCUGAGGGUGUACCGGAAUUCAUCGUAGUAGCCUGCGAUGGUAUAUGGGACUGCUAUAAAAACAGUCAGUUGAUCAAGGUGAUUCGUGACAAGUUGGCCUUGGGCUGGAAAUUGAAUAAAAUCAUCGAAUUUGUAUUGCACGAAUGUUUGCUAAUGGCUAAUAACUAUACUGGGAUAGGUUUCGACAACAUGACCAUCAUCAUUGUAGCAUUGCAUAGCAAUAGCAAUAUGGAUGAAUGGUACGAGAACAUGAAGCAGAAAAUUCUUACCGAGAAAAAUUUGGUAUGA
This is a messenger RNA of Scheffersomyces stipitis CBS 6054, 1017 nucleotides long. RefSeq names its product type 2C protein phosphatase (gene PTC4). Lineage: Eukaryota; Fungi; Ascomycota; Pichiomycetes; Serinales; Debaryomycetaceae. The record is from RefSeq and is a predicted model, not a curated record. The coding region runs from base 1 to 1017 and encodes 338 amino acids. The transcript has a single exon. Gene Ontology annotation, biological process: protein dephosphorylation. Gene Ontology annotation, molecular function: cation binding; protein serine/threonine phosphatase activity.